Messenger RNA from Heterobilharzia americana, 1068 nucleotides. Lineage: Eukaryota; Metazoa; Platyhelminthes; Trematoda; Strigeidida; Schistosomatidae. The record is from the annotation of a GenBank genome assembly.
GUGAAUUCCUAUUGUCAAACUAUACCAGUGUAAUAAUACCAAAAUAAAUUUAUCGCAAGCAUAUACUAACUGACGACUUAUAAUUUACUAACAAAAAAGUUAUCUUAAACGAGAACUAGCCAUGCAAAGUUUUACACGACAUCAUAGUCAUGCGACGUGUCUAAAAAUCCUCUUAUAUGUGUAUUGGAUAUGCUCAAGUUAUGUACAGUGUAUGCGAUAUAAUACUGUUUACCAAAAUGAUGAUGUGCCUUCUGUGUACAAAAUGCCAAAGAAACAUUCAAUGAAAUUAAAAGUGUUCAUCGAGUGUCGUCGUGACUGUUCAAACAAAUGUAAUCACAGUCUAUUCGUCUACUUGGCCAAUGAGAAUGAGUGUUACACUUGCUUAAUCGAGUGUAUGUCCGCGUUCACACAACAGGCGGAAAAAGUUGGCAUUCAGCUGAAGGAUAUAAAGAAGUCAACUGAUGUCAAUCUACUAUCAGAUAGUCUUUAUGCACCUGGGAAGAAAGUGAGACGGCGACAUCUACGCCAGGAUUUCAUCACACAAGACCAAUUUAGAAAAAGAACAGAGUAAAGAAUGAAAUGAUGGAUAAAUUUAGAUGCAUGGCGCUGAUAUCAUGAGAAUUAUCUAUAUUGAUGCACGAAACGACAAUUCGAUAAAUUAAUCAUAUUGCCAUCAUUAAUGAGCACUACCUUCACGAUCAAAUUAUAAAAUUCUCUCACUGAACCCAAUUUUGAUUUUGAUAAAAUGACUUCAAUUAUUAUAGAUAUUAUUGCUGAACUCUCAUACUGUUCUAAUCACACUGCCUUUUUAUCAGUUUCAACAGCUGUUAGUCAUCUUUUCCAUUAAAAAAAAGUUUUAUUUCCUCAACACACUUUAAAAAUAUCUGUCAUCAAAGCGUGGAUGAUACUUACAAAUUUUUACCUUUAAAAUGCAUCAAACUUUGUAAUACCCCCCUCUUAUAUUUUAUUUGAAAAAUAUGCAAAAUUGCAAUUUUUUGGUUGGUUUAUACGGUUAGAAGCCAGUCAAAAUCUAUUGUCAAUAAUAAUAUUUAUUUCUGAAUAUACAGG